CGGUCCGGUACUACCGGAAAGAGGCCCGUGCCGUUCCCCACUUCCUUCCCCGCCCAGCCAACAUCCAGGCGCCCUAUUGGCUCCGGCCAGGUGGGCGGUGACGGCGGAGGCAUCAUGGCGGAUCGGUUGACGCAGUUGCAGGACGCGGUGAACUCGCUCGCCGACCAGUUCUGUAAUGCUAUCGGAGUGUUGCAGCAGUGUGGCCCCCCGGCCUCUUUCAGCAACAUUCAGACAGCGAUAAACAAAGACCAGCCUGCUAAUCCAACAGAAGAGUAUGCCCAACUGUUUGCAGCAUUGAUUGCACGAACUGCGAAAGAUAUUGAUGUUCUAAUAGAUUCCCUGCCUAGUGAAGAAUCGACAGCAGCUUUGCAGGCUGCUAGUCUGUACCAGUUAGAAGAAGAAAAUCAUGAAGCAGCUGCCCGUCUGGAAGAGGUGGUUUAUCGUGGGGAUAUGCUGCUGGAAAAGAUACAGAGUGCCCUGGCAGAUAUAGCCCAGUCGCAGCUGAAGACGAGAAGCGGAACGCACAGCCAGCCCCUCCCGGACUCGUAGCGCCAGGGGGCAGCGCGCCCCUGCAAAACCGAACCGCGGCAGGUCCUGCUGGCGACGCAGCUCUGUGCCCAGGGGGAGCUGUGACAACCAGUCCUCCCCUUGGGGGGCUCUCGAGUGCUCUGAGCCCCGGUAACAACUUCUUUUAUCAAAGCUCUGACUGCAGGUUUUGUAUGAGAAACAUUUAUUUUGUGGGAUCGGUGGUUCUGUUCUAGAAUUACAUAUGUUGAUGUGUUUCCUUGACUUAAAAUACUAAUUUCUGAGAUUUCUUUUUUGUUCAUGAAUAUGUCUGACUUGAACCUGAUUUGUUACCUUCACUACACGGGCCUUAGUCCCUAAAGUGAACUUGGAAGGAAAAUCUAUUAAGAGUAUUUGUGUAAUUUGCUCACUCCUACUUUAAAA
This is a messenger RNA of Phalacrocorax carbo (great cormorant), 948 nucleotides long. Lineage: Eukaryota; Metazoa; Chordata; Aves; Suliformes; Phalacrocoracidae. The record is from RefSeq and is a predicted model, not a curated record.